AUGGCUCCCGCAAAAAAGCUAGGUUCUCCAGUCGAAUUACCAGACUGUAGGCGGACAGUUCUCCCCAAGAAGCUCUUGCCAUCCGUGUCUUUCCAUGAUGAUCCCGCACGGCCCGAGUUCGUUAAACAUGGGUCCCCAUAUGACCAGGUGGAUAGAGUCUUUUUUGGGCUGAACCCUCCUUGGAAUAACGUCCAUGCCAUUGAAUUCAAGGAUGGGUUUCCUGUUGGCUUCCUCAUUCACCAAAAGGUUGAAUCAAAGAACAUCCCCCUGGAUCGCAUCAGACAGGUUUCACAUAAAAAUGUGUUGAGCCUCGAGGAAGUAUAUUUUCUAAAAGGAAAUAUUUACUUUCUCUAUAACCAGUGGGGAAUCACUCUAAACGAGAUCGGACAGCUAUCUCCAGUCUUUAACCUCAGCGAGGUUGAGGUUGCUGUUAUCUGCAAAGCUAUACUUCAAGGGUUGAUCUAUAUCCACGAGGAUUUGGACACCUGUUAUGGAGACCUUACAUUGUCCAAUGUUCUUAUUACUGAUCAGGGUGACGUGAAGAUCGCGGGUAUUGGCAAUAGCCUACUUCAGAAACCCAAUCCUCUGGGUAAAGCUAGAGACGUUCAGGCGGUCUGUCGUAUGGCUCAGAAUCUUCUUACGCCGAGAAAGACGUCAACGUACGCGGCACAACAGGACUUCUUGCUCAAGAUUUCGCUGGUGCUCCACCAACAGCAACGGCAAAGGGCCUUCUUCAGUUAA
Molecule: messenger RNA, 741 nt
Organism: Aspergillus tanneri
Lineage: Eukaryota; Fungi; Ascomycota; Eurotiomycetes; Eurotiales; Aspergillaceae
Exons: 4
Coding region: 1-741 (246 amino acids)
Biological process (GO): protein phosphorylation
Molecular function (GO): protein kinase activity; ATP binding
Source: RefSeq, a predicted model, not a curated record